AUGGCCAUGGUAGGCUUGGCCAUGGCAGUAUUUGCUGCCAUGGGCCUUGGCGCACCGCUCGAUAACUUGGAAGUAGCAUCCACGAUCGUGCCAGCUGCACGGCACCUGCGCGCUGCCCCUUAUGCCGACUGGGCGCACCAUCAUUGGGUCUGGCUGGAUCAUGGAGGCAAUGGCCAGGCUGACUGCUUGGAGCUGGCGCACGACUACAUCUCCCACAAUAUCACAAUCGGGGCCAUGGACAUUGACUCGACCUGGGAGCAGGGCUUUAACAACUUUAUCCCUGACACAAACAAAUUUCCCAACAUGACCGACAUGAUCGAACAACUGCAUGCAUUGGACCUGCGUGUCAUCUUUUGGAUCACCAGCAUGGUCGAUACUGACUCCCCCAAUUACGCCGACGGCGAAAAGCAUGGCUACUAUCUCCGAAAUAUCCUGAACGAGACUGGCAAGAUGAAGUGGUGGCACGGUACAGGUAGUUUGGUCGACUACACGAACCCCGACGCUGUGGCAUGGUGGCAUGACCAGAUGGACAACAUGCUCGACAUGAACAUUGAUGGGUGGAAGUGCGAUGGCACGGACCCCUACAUCGUCGAGUUGAUUGAGCCACAAGGCGCUCAAGGCCCUGUUACCUGGCACGAGUACUCGCAUAUGUACUACGGCGAUUUCUUCAACUACACGCGCGAGAAGCUUGGCAACGAUCGCCUCGUCAUGUCCCGUCCCGUCGACGCCUAUGGGUCGUUUUUCGUCGAGUUUUCUCCGAAAUAUGUCAUGGCCUCGGGCUGGGUAGGCGACCAGGAUGACACGUUUGACGGUCUGACGCAGGCGCUCAAGCGUUAUCUGCAGUCCGCCUGGCGUGACUAUGCCAACUUUGGCAGUGACAUCGGUGGAUAUCGCACGCCCCAGAAGCCUCGCCAGUCUGAACUUUUUCUUCGCUGGGCUCAACUGGGUGCAUUCAGCCCGCUCAUGGAGAAUGGCGGUGGUGGCGAGCAUCGCCCUUGGAUGUUUGAUGCCAACGGCUCAACUUUUGUCACCGACACUUAUCGCAACUACGUGGACACCCACUACUCGUUGGUGUCUUAUCUGCUCUCAAUCGGCUCGGCGGCCCUUGAGAAUGGAACUAGUGUUCUGCACCCGAUGGCACCGUAUGACAGCCUCAUCGACAAGAUCAUCGACGACUUCAAUCCGCCGACCUAUGCCUACCUGUUGGGCGACCGCAUCUUCGUGAACCCGAUCAAUGAGGCGGGCGAUGGCCAAAGCACCCGAGUCACGUUCACGUUGCCUAACGAUAGCAGCUGGGUGAGCUUCGUCAACGCCUCAGACCGUUAUUCACCGGGCGCGCAAGUGACGAAGAACUUUAGCCUCGCUGAGUUCCCCGUGUACCAACGUGCCGGCUACAUUGUGCCACGCAACGCCCCACGCGAAACCAGUCGGAUCACGCUGAGUGUAGCCGUGGAUCCCUCCGUACGAAGCGACAUGUUUGCCCUGCGCACUUCAGAGAGCGCCCCGCAUCAAGGACAUGGCUGUGAAGUGACUUACACCUGGAAGGAUGACUUCACCAUGGAGCUUACCGUCUCCCAGCAUCAGACUUUGUCAUUCGAAUGGGCUCUGACCCUGGCCGAUCGCCCUGUCGCUGUCACAGCUCAUGACGGCUCUGCGGCUGAUUUUGACUAUGAUGAACUCUCACAUGUGGUUCGCGUACCCGUGGGCGUCCCCACGCUUGCCAUAUCCCAACCGCGCGGGCGCUUGAAGUUCAGCAGGCGUCUAGAGGACCUGAACAACAUCGAAGCAAUGGCAGCUGAGCCCCGGGCCUCCAGUUGGAGUGCACAGGAAGACGACUUGGCAGAUUUUGAGUCCGGUGCAUCCUCGGCACAACAAGACGAGAUGCUUGACGAUGGACGCACCCGGUCGGCUCCGGCGGUCACGGCGGCAGAAGCCGGUGCAGACGAACCGCUCCCCGAGCUUCAACGAGGACGAUCUCGCCCGUUUCUACCCUCUGAGCGCUCCGCAAACAGUGAUGCCGUACCGCCUUCGGAUUUUGGAGACGUCAACGAUGAGGAGGAUGACGAGACCAACACUGUCAUUGGUGGUGGAUCAGAAGCCGAGCUUGAGCUGGGAAGCUGGCCCUCACUUACCCGUGAGGCAACACUUCAACUACCUCAGAACGAAGAAGUCGAAGCUUGGCAACCAACUGCAUUUUUGGACAGUCGCAGCACCGAGGAGUGGCUGACCGCUGCGCCACCUCAAGCUCUGGCCUAUCGCAUCGUGGCCCUUGAGCAGGCCCUAAGUCGGCAGCGCCUCAAGGAUGCUUCGGGCUAUCGUACGCCGCGCCAACCCCGAGCUUCCUCCAUCAUCUCCUUCCGCGAUCAAGCGUCCUCCACCACCAGGUCCCUCCGGAGCCGCAAAACAGAAAUUCCAAACGAAUAUCUGUGCUCCAUCACCUAUGACAUUAUGGUGGAUCCUGUUGUUGCAGCGGAUGGCUUUAGCUACGAGCGCGAGAGCAUUGCCCGCUGGUUUGAGGAGCAUACUACCUCGCCCAUGACGGGAAAGGAGCUGCCCUCACGCAUUCUAUUGCCCAACCAUGCACUUCGAAUUGUCAUCAGGGAUUUUUGCGAGCAAAAGGGAGUGCAGCUCGCCGAUCUCCCGGUGCAGCAAGAACUCUCUGCCAGCGAUGUGCAACGCCACCUGGCCAGCACAGUGCGCCCGGCCUUCUCCUCCACCGGCGAGCGCUCGGCCUUUGGUCCGAUUGGAUAUGCUCGUGAAGAUACCAGUAGCAUCAACCAAUUUCUUCUCGCUCAGUACCAGCAACAGCUGCAAACCGAGAGUCAUCUACUCGGUGUUCCUUCACAAGAUAGUGAGCUCGGCUACAACCGGCUGUCCGCACAGGCGGGUGCACGUGCACCGACGUCCGGACGCACCGGUGCAGCUGAUGCGGAGCGACGUACCUCUACCAGUGUCUGCCGAAUGAUGUGA
Monosiga brevicollis MX1 is the source of this 2970-nucleotide messenger RNA. RefSeq lists its product as uncharacterized. The transcript has 20 exons. The record is from RefSeq and is a predicted model, not a curated record. Gene Ontology annotation, molecular function: alpha-glucosidase activity; ubiquitin-protein transferase activity. Gene Ontology annotation, biological process: carbohydrate metabolic process; protein ubiquitination; N-glycan processing. Lineage: Eukaryota; Choanoflagellata; Craspedida; Salpingoecidae. The coding region runs from base 1 to 2970 and encodes 989 amino acids.